AUGUACGGCGAAAUUCUCUCGUUUUUCUACAUAACAUUUUUUAUUUUGGUACUUCCAACCCAAAUUUUCGGCAUUUUUGUAAUACUUCGUUUCUCUACAAAGCAUUUGAAACUUUGGAAAAAAUUUCUACUCUGCAAUUUGAUUUGUCAAAUAAUAUCAGUAGCAACUUUAUGUCUUCUACAACUUCGACAAGUUUCGAACUUGAGUCCAAUGGAAAUUUGGUGUUAUGGACCUAUCAGACAUUUUAGCGCUAUUACAUCAUAUUUGUUUUAUGUUUUGUCGCAGAUUUCUACUUUGAUGACUUAUUUCUUAGUUUUUAUAACUAUUUACUUGAAAUAUGAAGCCGUGAAAAAUGUCAAUAAACAAAAUUAUCGCAAAGUUGUAAUAAUUCUGAUGUUACUUUUACCGAUUUUCAUAACUAUGGUUGCACAAAUUGAUCUCAUGAUAGUGUUUUUCUCACCAAACGAAGCUCAGAAAAAAUUUAAUGAACUGAAUGCUAUCAUUACUGAUCACUCAGUUAUUGGUUAUGUCAUUUCCGGAAGAAUUUCCAGUUUUCUUCUCACUGUCAUAAUUUUUGGAUCUGUAUUUUUGCUCCCGCCUGCUGGAUUCUUUAUACGAAAAAAAAUUAUUCGAUGCAUUAACUCAACUUCUGAUUCAGCAUCAGUUGGCCAAAAAUUUCAACGUCGAAGUUUUAUUAAUGGACUAACUCUUCAAUCGUUUCUCCCUCUUGUAUGUAUCUGCCCUAUUUUUGCAUGCUACUUUGUUGUAUCGCGGACAAAAACAGACCUGCCUUUUGAGCAACAUAUACUUCCAGUGCUAGUGAUGCUACCUACAUUGUUUGAUCCGUAUAUCAUCUUAUACUCCGUUACUCCCUAUCGAAAACAAAUUAGGACCUGGCUCGGAAUGACGAAAACGGUGCCUAUGGUCAUAGUGGCUUCUGUGAUGAUAUAA
Messenger RNA from Caenorhabditis elegans, 951 nucleotides. It is a transcript of the gene srd-48, whose product is annotated as Serpentine receptor class delta-48. The coding region runs from base 1 to 951 and encodes 316 amino acids. The record is from RefSeq and is marked reviewed. Gene Ontology annotation, cellular component: membrane. The transcript has 6 exons. Lineage: Eukaryota; Metazoa; Nematoda; Chromadorea; Rhabditida; Rhabditidae.